AUGACGAAGAAAGAGCAGAAUAAUCUUAUUCUGUUACUAGCGCGGCGGCGAGUAAUACUGAUGCUGCUCUUCCUCGGUGCCAUCGUCCUAACCUACACAGAUUCCGUCCGCCUUCUGCGAGAACAAGAAGAAUCGAAUCGCGCGAAAAGAGACCUAGAAAAGCACCCUUUAUCGAAAGCUGCCAGUCCUCAGAGCAAUGUCCUUUCGAUGGAUCACAAAGUGCCUCUUACGGAAUGCGCUUACAAUUCGCCAAAACUCAUUGGCCCGCUGAAAACAGAUCCGAAGUACAUUCCGGAAUGGGAUGAAAUUGAAGUUGGCGAGACAAAGAAUGGAGGUUGUUGGCAACCGAGCGAUUGCGCGCAGAGACAGAAUGUGGCGAUUAUCAUUCCGUAUAAAAAUAGAGAGGAGCAUCUGCGCGCCCUGCUGAAUACAUUGCAUCCAAUUCUUCAAAGACAAAACACCGCAUACUGCAUUUAUGUGGGCGAGCAGCAUGACGAUGGCAGAUUUAAUAAAGGAGCUGUGAUGAACUCUGCCUUCAAAGAAGUUCUCAAAGAACAUGCCUACGAUUGCGUUAUCUUCCACGACGUCGACAUGCUCCCCGAAGACGACCGAAACAUUUACCAGUGCGAAUCGAAUCCCGUCCAUCUUUCUCCCCUCAUCGACAAGUUCGAUUACAAACCUUAUGGAACCGAUUUCGGAGGAAUCACCAUGUUGCGGCCGGAGCAUUUUAUCGCGGCAAAUGGAAUGAGCAAUCUUUUCUGGGGCUGGGGACGAGAAGACGAUGACAUGCAAUUUCGAGUUGGCAGAUCUCCCUUCAAUGUGACAAAACCGGUUAAUUACGAGCAGGCCCGUUACAAAAUGAUCCCUCAUCAGCACGCCUGGAUCUUCAGAAAUUUCAAAAUCCGCGACUCAACAACAGAUGUCCGCUUUUUGCCUCCAGAGUACUUAGUCAAAUACAAAGAGCGCUCAACAGUAGAAGGCCUUACCAGUGUCAACUACAAAAACCUCGGAACCGACCGAAAAUCGCUCUUUACUCAUCUCGACCUUGAAUUGCGAGAACUCGUUGUUGAUUCCCUCAAAACCGAAUUCAUCAGCUCUGGAUCAAGCCAAACUCUGAUCGACACGACGAAAAAGGAGUGCAGCUAUAUAAAGAUGGAAAACACUAGAGUCUGCGAGGAGUAUGGACAUACGAUGGUGCUGAAGUACUUGAGAAAAUUGCUGCUGAGUUAUGAUGACGCGGUGAAAAAGUGUGAUGAACUAGGCUACAUGUGCACUGGAUUCGCAGAAGACUCUCUCGGAAAAUACCGUCUUAGGGAGGUCACACAGCUUUUGUCAAGCGAUAAUACUCCUCAGGAUUGCAACACGAAGGGAAAGCACAUCUUCCACAAAUCCUGCCCAGGAGACCAAUCAUUUAUCCAGGUUUCUCAAGAUUUGACGAUUCCAAUUUCUGAUCAGCUGACACCGCCAAAUUAUGCUUUCACACAUCGACUACAAGAAUGA
This is a messenger RNA of Oikopleura dioica, 1500 nucleotides long. Lineage: Eukaryota; Metazoa; Chordata; Appendicularia; Copelata; Oikopleuridae. The record is from the annotation of a GenBank genome assembly.